Dufourea novaeangliae is the source of this 613-nucleotide messenger RNA. RefSeq names its product PBAN-type neuropeptides-like (gene Pban). The transcript has 3 exons. Gene Ontology annotation, biological process: neuropeptide signaling pathway. Bases 1 to 579 code for a protein of 192 amino acids. Lineage: Eukaryota; Metazoa; Arthropoda; Insecta; Hymenoptera; Halictidae. The record is from RefSeq and is a predicted model, not a curated record. Gene Ontology annotation, molecular function: neuropeptide hormone activity.
AUGAUCGGUUCAAACGUCUUCUCACCGUCCUGCGUCGCGUCAAUCUGCGCCCUGGUUUGCCUGCUUUGCACGGUGUCCUGCACUUCCGGCGAAUACGAGGGGAGAGAAACCUCGAGCAGCAUCGUGAACGACAGAACGUCGGGCAACGAGUUCGGCUCGUGCACCGACGGCAAGUGCAUAAAACGCACCACACAGGAGAUCACUAGCGGUAUGUGGUUCGGACCGCGGCUAGGACGACGACGAAGGGCCGACAGGAAGCUGGAGGUCGAUCCGGACCUCGAGGCCCUAGCGAACAUCCUCGACGGUGGCCGUUGGGCCGUCAUCACGAUUCCAAGCGGUGAAAAACGGCAACCGACCCAGUUCACGCCUCGAUUGGGGCGCGAGUCGGGGGAGGAAUUAUUCUCCUACGGGUACCCGAGGGAUCAGGAAGAGCUCUACGCCGAGGAGCAAAUAUUUCCCCCGUUGUUCGCGCCUCGUCUGGGACGACGACUGCCCUGGACUCCAUCCCCGAGACUUGGACGUCAAUUGCACACUGUCUUUGAGAAACCGAGACAGUACGUCGAAGAUUCACGCUUCUGAGACCCGACACGAUUCGCUGAAACAAAGAAAAUAG